GUGGUGGUGGUGGUAGUAGUGGUAGAGUAACACCAGCAGCAACAUGGGGAGGUCCUCUCCUCCUCUUCUUCCUCUCAUCUACGUUACUUUCUGCAGUAUUUUCUUGUGGUUGUGUGUGUCAGGUGAACCUCUGAGACAUAAUGAAGAUCUGAGCAGCUCUGACAUGUGUCUCCCUCACUCUGCCAGGGUUAAUUGUUCUUAUUUGCCCUUGGAAUUCCUUGAAUGCGAUAAACCUACAGAUCACCGUGGUAACCAGUCAGCCCGUGAUGAUGAAGGUCAUGGUUGUGUAAAGUUUGGAGGGCAGAGAUUUGAGGAUGUGGAAAUCACCAAAGUGUGGUGUUCUGUAUUGGAUGGAAUUGAUUGCUGUGGUGAAAGAAAGUUCCUCCGUGAUGGCUUUCCAUGCAUUAAGUACAGUGGACAUUACUUUGUGACAACACUCAUCUAUAGUGUUUUGCUGGGUUUUCUGGGCAUGGACCGAUUUUGUCUGGGACAAACUGGAACAGCUGUGGGGAAACUUUUGACUAUGGGAGGUGUUGGAAUCUGGUGGAUUGUUGACAUAGUCCUCUUAAUUACAGGAUCACUGACACCAGAAGAUGGCAGUAAUUGGAACCCAUAUGUGUGAAGGUUGAAAUUUGUAAAAUUCUCCUCGUGUGAUCGGUAGCAUUCUGUAAUUUUUUUUUCUAUAAUUUUUAUUUACUGUACAUGCAAGCAUCAACCAGGAAUAUACAAGUAUCAUACCACUGUAACUUAAGAACAGUUUAGGACAACCUGCAACAUGGCAUCAGUAACAUAUAAUAAUGCUAAAAAGUACCGCUUUUUGGGCCAGGAGGAAGAGGGGCCAGAAGAACCUAAAACUUGUACCCUUCGUGAAAAAAUGUUGAAGGAACUUGUUAAGAAGCAAAUGUCCACCCACAUAUCUUUGGAACAACAGUUGAACAAACAGAGAGAUUUUGUCAGAACAACAGCUGAAGAAUCAAUUACAGCUAGUACCAGUGGCUUAGCAUCAUAUGAAGAUUACAAAAAUUUAGAAUUAUUCAUUAAUGUAAAGCAGGUUUUAAGGUCAAGUGGACUUUCAGAUGCAGAAAUCCAUCUUCUCUUGAAUGAAGAUACUGAUAACUCAUCACUGGAGGCUCCUCACGCUAGAGGAGAAAGACUUAAAGCAAUAGAGGAUAAGUUAUUAAAACGACAAAAACAGCUUGAGUCAUUUAAAGACAAACUUGAACAUUUCAAUGGAGCAGUUCCUUUGAACCGACAUGAAUUUGAAGAAGAGUGUAGUGUCGUUCCAAGUAGAGUUGAAGCUGACAAACUUACUGCCUGCCUUGUGCGCCUGCAACCACAUCAAGAUGAGACCAUUCCAGCAAAUCAUCCUAUUAACCACCUUAAACAUUUGGCAGAAGAGCUAUUUCCAAGUGAUACAGUAAGUCGAGAUGACGUUCUACCACAGAAACGUAAGUUUAAAAAGUCAUAUCUAGAAGGCUCUUCAGUGAAAAAGAAAGGGAAGGAGCACUCGAAUAUGUCUUUCUUACCAGAAAACCCAAAGUCUUUGUGGGACAUGAAAGAAAUGCCUAAGUUAAUUGGCAAGAAUAAGAGUGAUGUUGAAAGGCCAGCCACAUCAUGCAUUUUACCAAAAGAUAAAUUUGUAGAUAUUAAAUGUAAUGCAUUCACAAUAAAUACAGAGAACAAGUCAUCGACUGGAACUCGCAGCAAACCUUUUGUUUUGACGCUUAAUUCUAGUGAUCUCAUACCAUUAGAAACUAUAAAAUUAAACAGAAAAAACAUUGAUGAGCUUAGGAAUCUGGAUAAAUUUAAAAAUCUCAAUCCAGGGAAGCCAUCGUCUACAUUAUAUAUAAAAAACUUGUCUAACAAAACCUCGUCUCAUGACUUAGCAUCCAUUAUGGGACAUUUUGAAUCUAACAUUGGCCCUAAAAUAAUAUAUAGGAUUUUAGGUGGUCGCAUGAAAGGGCAAGCAUUUGUUACAUUCGAGAAUGAAGAGAUUGCAACAAAUGCCCUUAAUACUUGUAAUGGUUAUAUGUUGCAUGAUAAGCCUAUUGUAAUUGAAUAUGGAAAAAAGUAAUGUAACAUUAAUUCUGCAAUUGUGUUGAAAUGAAAAGGUUAAAAGAGCCAUUAAAUGUGUUGAGAAAUUUUGGCACUGAGUGCCUUAACAAGAAUGUCACCCUCCUUGGCAGCAAGUACUGUAGGUAUGUACACCCAUGUCUUAAUUAACAGAACCAGUUGUGAGUAACUGCAAAGCUUGGACUAUGAGUUUUGUCAUCCUUGCUUAAACAUUAUAAUAUGACUCAAACACUAGCAAUGCCAAAUCCAUUCCUUGAGACAGGACAUGUGUUUCUAUAUGCAGUGGACAUAUAACAAUAGUGUACAAUAAAUGUAUGAAAAAAUUAUAAUGUGUGUUGUACAAGGAGUGUAAUUGUACAGAAAAUGUACAUACAGGUACACAUUCAUGCUAUUCACAUAUCUUCACACAUAUAUAAAUACGUACUGCACUUUAAUAUUUUCACACCAUUUAUCACUGGUAUUGUAAGCAGAGCAAUUCUGUCAGCACAUUCUAUAUUUACACGUAUUGUUAAAUACAUUGACUUAUUUUUUCAACACACCAGCAGUCUCCCACUGAGGCUGGGUGACCCUAAAAGAAGAAACAAGUUUCCUCUUAUUACAUUUAGUAAUUUAUACAGAAGUGGUUACCAACCCCUUGCUCCUGGCAUUUUAGUCUCCUCUUAUGAUAUGCACGGCUUAUGGAGGAAGGAUUCUUCUCCACCUCCCUAUGGAGGCAUUUACAUACUUAUUACUUUUACUUAAUACUAUCAGCCCUUAUGGUUUAGCACUUCUUUUUUUAUUAUAAUAAUACUUAAUACUAUCUCUCAGUACAUGCAGUCUGUAACAUCAAAGAUCAACUCUGCACCAUGAUAUCUUUGGACUCGGUUAUUGUACUUCGGAUAAUCAAGACAGUGCUAGUGUUAAGAUAUGGCUUUGUUGAGUUCAGAGUUUUUAUCUACUCCCAGAGCCUGGCCAUGGGCCAGGCUCAUCUUGUGCUUGCCUGGUCAGCCAGUCUGUAUAUUAUUAGGCAAUUUUCCAAAUACAAUUACCCAAUUUCAUAAUAGUAUAUGUCGCACUGAUGCCUCGUGAGACAGCACAGUCGAGAAUCCUUCAUCUGAAAUGCUUGAGACUAGAAGUCUUUUGGAUUUUUUCUGAUUUUGGAAUAUUUGUAUAUUUGCAUCUAUACAAUGGGUCAGCUUGGGGAUGGGACCCCAAGUCUAAACAGGAUACUGUAUUGUACAGGUAUUGUACCAAAUAAACAUUAUCACUGCUUACAAAAAGAAGAUAAAUGCCCUCCAUAUCUGACUGGUUAAGUUUUGGAAAAAGUUUUCCUCAAACAAGUUGAAUUUACUUGAACCAGUGCUAAAAACCCAUUACUAUAUUUAUGUGAGACAGCACUAAAAAAUGCUCUAACAUGAUUAGUUACAAAAAUAUCAUAUUAUGCAUUGCUCUCGCUCUCCAGUAUACAGGAGAUUGUUCUUGAUCUGUUAACCCCUAAAUUGUCCAAAUGCAUAUAUAUACGUUCUCUCGCAUAGCACCCUGAAUUUUUUGAGAAAAAAAAAUUGUUUUUUUUUUUUUAAUAGGAAAAAAGAGCAUACGGUACCCAGGCAUUCCCCAUUUUUUCAUGUGGCGCAUAGUGAGUGCGCACACCCAUUCUCUUAUGUCUAGGCGACUCAGGCUUUUUGUGCCAAUGUUGAAUGAAUGACAAAGGAAAUGUAUACAUACGUUUGGGGCGCUACGCAAGAGAACAUAUACGUAUAUAUGUUUGGACCAUUUAAGGGUUAAAUCCCAGUCAGUCCUCUCUUCCUCAGCAUGUAGCUCUGUCUUUAAAGUUUAUUGAUUUUACUUUUUAAUAAGUAGUACAGUAUGUACAUUUACUGUUAUGCAGGAAACUGCAUUAUUUUAAUAGUAAUUGCAUAAAUAAUGUCAGCACAGUAGUGAACACGUAUUAGACAAGUGACGUGAUUAGUGUCCUUUGGAGUAUUGACAAAAAUUGAAUAUUUCUGCUACUGUGAACUCAAUUUCAAGCUACUUACAAUCCUCAAACCAUUCAAAAUCAUCUCUAUUUCUGUAAUAUAUCUCCCAUUUUUUCAAAUAAUACCAAGAAAACUAUACAAAAGUACACUGCAAGGUCACUAUUUUUAACCACACACAUGGUCAGUUUUGUUUUUCUAUCAUGUACUUCAUCUACCUGGAGUCUCUCUGGAGGGUAUUCCGGGGAUCAACGCCCCUGUGGCCCGGUCCACGACCAGGCCUCCCGGUGGAUCAGGGCCUGAUCAACGAGGCUGUUACUGCUGGCUGCACGCAGUCCAAUGUAUGACCCACAGCCCGGCUGACCCGCCACCCACUUUAAGUAUCUCUCCAGCUCCCUCUUGAAGAUAACCAGGGGUUGUCUGGUAAUGCCCCUUAUUGCUGGUGGGAGGCUGUUGAACAGUCUUGGGCUCCAGACACUUACUGCGUUUGCUUUUAGUGUACCAGUGACACCCCUACUUUUCACUGGGGGUAUGUUGCAUCGCCUUCCAAGUCUUUUGCUUUCAUAUGGAGUGAUUUCUGUGUGCAUAUUAGGGACCAGUCCUUCCAGAACCUUCCAGGUGUAGACUACGAUAUAUCGCUCUCACCUGCGCAUGGGGAAUGGGGUAUGAUGUUUUUUGAUACAGUGCACACUCAGCACACACCCAUUCUCUCAUAUCUAGGCCAAAAUUUACUGCUCACAGCUUAUCUGAGUGAGCUGAGCUCAUCACAUAGUACUGUGGGAUGGAGUCUAAGCUCAAGCUAUAGCACAACGGCACUUACCCCAAAAAGGUUAAUAUAAAGAUCGUUUGAAGUGAGUAAAAAUGUUAUUACCGGGUUGUUUGAUGGUAAGCAGGUGAAUUAGCCAACUGAUACUACCGUAGUUCACCUAACUCCACCUGGUUUACCUUAGCCUACCGCUGCUAAGCGCCAUCAAAUUUUAAGAUUAUUUGUGAUUUUUUUUUCAUUAUUUUAUACAAAAUGGUUUAAACUAUUCAUUAUUGGGUCAUAGACAAGAGCAUAGAUUACUGUCUAGUAUUGAAACACUUCUUUAGACUUAGGUUGAGGCCUAUGAGCAAUGUAAUCUUCAGCCUCCAAAAUGCUGGGUAAAUUUUAGGUUCUUAUUUUGGAAAAAAAUAGUGUUUACAUUACCAUAAAAUAUGGUAAUUGCUGCUGACAACAAACUGGCACUAGUACAAACAUGAAGCUGGUCUGUCUGUGCCCAACAGAUGGAGGAUUGAGCCGCUACCAUGUCUUGCACUGUAUGAGCCAUUUUUGGCACAUCAUGUCAACACUAAAAACUUUAGGAUUUUGGAGGUUUUCAGAUUUUGAAAUUUCAGAUAAAGGAUUCUGUACUGUACUGUACUGUAGCAUCCGUGAAAAUAAGUGACCAAACCUGAUAAGCAUUGUUUUUUCUAUAUUUUACAUUUUUGUAUACUGUGCACAAUAACAUUUACAAAUUGUGUAGUAGAUUUCUUUGAAUUUUUUAUCUGGGAACCAAAAAGAUUGUUUAUAUACAGUACGUACGUAUAUCUAUUUUACUGUUAAAUAUAAGUAGCAAAUAAUAAACUUUUGUAAAAA
Cherax quadricarinatus is the source of this 5643-nucleotide messenger RNA. It is a transcript of the gene amrt, whose product is annotated as TM2 domain-containing protein 2 amaretto. The record is from RefSeq and is a predicted model, not a curated record. NCBI's taxonomy places the organism in Eukaryota, Metazoa, Arthropoda, Malacostraca, Decapoda, Parastacidae.